GAAUUUCUAGUUGAUUCACAGAAUCCGAAAGUGUUCCAACUAUUUUCAAUUUCUCUCUUCAUUUAAAUCAAUUCGAAUAAUGUGGCUUACGUUAAACAAAGGUCUUUUGCCCGACUAUCUAGUUGAGGUGCCAUUUUUAAUCAGGAGGUUGUUGGUCUACCGUUUUUUAUGUGCAACCUUGUACUGCAUCUGUAUGGAAUUUGGCGUAUUGGCAGUUUUCCUUUUAUGUGUUAUAUUACCCGUGAAGGGGAGUCCUAUUAGUUGGCUUUGUUACGUUAUCAAAUGGACUUUUUUUUCGAUUUACACCUGGAUUUUGAUUCUUCCUCUCUUUAUUGGAAUUGGACUCUACGGACUAUUACUUUGCCGAAUGCACAAUAUUCGUCCGGAAUGUCAUCACGUUCUCUUUGAUCGAUUCAAGCAUAAUUUCUUGCACAAAUUUUACCUGAUGUGCAUAACCGUGGCCCUCAGCUGUUACACUACUUGGAUGUACAAAGGCUACAUAAUGAAGCAGCUAACGAGGAGUGAGCAGCUGGUGAUGAAAAUAACCUAUGCCGAUGGUUAUUUGAUGGCAUUUGGCAACUUGUGCGGCUUGAGUUAUUUUUUUACUCAAUAUGCUCCAUCAAGUUUUAAGGGCUUUAAGUUGCCCAUAGCAAGCUCGGCAGUAUUGGUCCGCAUACUACGCCAGAUUUCGCGCUCAUCCCUGAAGGAAGCUGUGAAGACAACGUUAAUAUCGGCAACAGUUUUUAGCCAGUUCGUUUGUGACCCAGGACACGAUCUCCUUUAUCACUCUUGGUGUUUGGGCAUGGCAAUCUCGAUCCAAUUGCAUCUUGCCAGGUGCAUUUAUAGCUUGGUUUGGCAAGAAAAGUUGCCGCUGUCGUUGCAAAACUUCUAUCCACAUUCUGCGAAUAUUCCCAUGCACAAACUGCUACUGAAGCGCCUGAAAGUGUGGUUUUGCUACGGAGUAAUGUUACCCGUGCAUUAUGAAGACGUUAAGGAUAUUGAAAAUAGUCGCAAAUUGCCACUCUUCAUGGCCUUGGACUGUGGCGUGCUACACGGCUUUCAAAUGCAGGCAGCAAUGGAAUUCAGUGCGACCAUAAAUAAGCCAAUAAUGUUUAAGCAAAUCUUCAACGUCGAUAAGAUAACUGGAUGUAGAUCCUGGAGAGACCUACGCAACAUUGUGAUGGAAAACUUCUCAACGUCCAUCCAAAAGUUGACUACAGUUGAACACAAAAGGGUGACAACAAAGUUAAACAGCAAUGUACACACUUAAAGGCUGUCUGCAGUUGCUGGCACAAGGAGGACAGGCUAACUAACCAUAAGAGGAUAAUCAGGCAACCGUAACAGGAGACGCUAGUGCUAGGAGGCAGCUCAACACUAGUCCCCUUUUUUUUGAUACAUGAAAACAAACAACAAAAUGCACUUUUUGCAACAAAUCUAAAAAAAAAGAAACAAAGAGAACAAGGCAAAUGCCCUCCAACCAACUUGACUGAUAGUUUAAACCAUAACCCAUUAACUUUGCUGAAUCAACAAUCGUUUUAAUUACUAUUUAAGUCAAAAUUUACUACCCAUAAAAUGCCAAAUUUGCAACAGCAGAAGCAGCGACAAUUGCAACUGCAACUAUAGAAACAUCAGAAUCAGACAGACUCAGCCAUAAGCAGCAGCAACCCACAUACACAUCAUCAUCAUUAUCAUCAAUUAAAAUCA
Drosophila willistoni is the source of this 1704-nucleotide messenger RNA. RefSeq names its product nucleoporin Ndc1. The record is from RefSeq and is a predicted model, not a curated record. NCBI's taxonomy places the organism in Eukaryota, Metazoa, Arthropoda, Insecta, Diptera, Drosophilidae. The coding region runs from base 80 to 1270 and encodes 396 amino acids. The transcript is spliced from 3 exons.